AUGUCGAGAUUUUCUUUGAAAGGGCGCACAGCACUGGUUACAGGAGGUGCUCGGGGUUGCGGGCUAGCAUUUGCGCGGGGGCUCGCCGAGGCCGGCGCUGAUGUAGCUGUGUUUGAUGUUAUUUCGCCAGAGGAAGGAUUCCAUGCAAUCGAAAAGGAUUGCGGUGUCCGAACUGCGUAUUACAAAGUCGAUGUCUCAUCCCAGGAGUCUUUGCAAGAAGGGUUCGCUAGCUUCCAGAAGGAUUUUGAAAACGCUCUCGAUAUUUGCGUUCCUUGUGCUGGUAUUAAUCGACAUCUUCCAUUCCUCGAGUUUACCUACAAGGAUCAUCAGGAUCUACUAUCUAUCAAUGUCCUCGGGCUUUACUUCACUGCCCAGCUCGCAGCCAAGCAAAUGAUCGCGAACAAAACAAAGCACGGCAGCAUCGUGUUAGUCGCCAGUAUGGCGAGCCAUAUCGCUGUCCGCAGCCAGCUAUGUUCGGCUUAUUGUGGCACAAAGGGCGCAGUCAGAUCGAUGUGUCCCGCGAUCGCCAAAGAGCUGGCUGAAUAUGGUAUCCGAGUCAAUUCCAUCUCUCCAGGAUUCGUGAAAACAGAAAUGACCGCUUCAUUCCCCCAUUUGCUCGAGGGCUGGAAGUCCGAAGUCAUGAACGGUCGGAUUGCCGAACCAGAAGAUAUCAUGGGGGCGUGUGUAUUCCUCGCAAGCGACGCGAACCACGAAGGCUACAGAAUCGGCUCUGUCGAUGCUUCUACUACCGUUGUGGUGGUGGGCGCGGGACCGUCGGGGCUGAUGCUUGCAUGUAAUCUUGUUCGCUUUGGAAUCGCCGUGGUGAUUCUGGACGAUCGUCCCGACAAGACAUCCACAGGAAAGGCCGACGGAAUGCAACCUAAGACCAUCGAAACAUUCAGACAGCUUCGUUUGGCAGACCCAUUGCUGAGAAAUGGAGCUCGGGUUUACGACAUAUCCUUCUGGGAGUCAACUGCCAACGACUCACUUCGACGCACAGGUCGCAAAGUCCACUACCCCGAGCACGUUGGUGCCUCCGACCCUUAUAUCUUGCUAGCCCAUCAGGGGAUGGUUGAGGAGGUCAUGAUUGACGAUAUGGAGGCACGGGGUGUGUCUAUUACGCGGAAUAGCAAAUUCGUGUCUUGUUCGCCUGUGAAUGGAACGACACAAUUGGAUAUUAUCUAUGAGGAUGUCACCACAAAUACGGCUCACAAGAUCAGAGCGAAUUAUCUGGUUGGUUGCGAUGGAGCUCGAUCGAAGGUUCGAUCAUUCAUCCCGGAUGCUGAGCUCGAGGGCGAAUUAACAAACGCGGCGUGGGGAGUGCUGGAUGGUGUGAUCGAUACGGACUUCCCUGAUCUAUGGAGUAAAGUGGCCUUGCGGUCUCAUUCCGCUGGGUCGAUCUUAUGGAUUCCGCGCGAGAAGGGUAUGACUCGAUUAUAUGUGGAGUUGAGUUCCACCGACGGGGAGCGAGUGGAAAAAUCAAAGGCAACGACUGAAUAUGUCAUGAGUCGCGCGAGGGAGGCAAUGCAUCCGUUCAGCCUAGAGUGGAAGACAGUGGAGUGGUUUGGAACAUAUGUUGUGGGCCAGCGGGUUGCAAAACGCUUCAUGGAUUCAGAGGCAAAUAUAUUCAUUGCAGGAGACGCCGGCCACUGUCACUCUGCUCUUGCAGCCCAAGGUGCCAACACGAGUAUGCACGACAGCUUCAACCUCGCAUGGAAGCUCAACCUCCUAGUCCGAGGACUGGCCAAGCCUUCCUUACUCCACACCUACGAAGAAGAAAGACAAAAGAUAGCAUACGACCUCAUCAACUUCGAUGUUGAACACUGCAAAGCGUUCGCAGCAGGCGAUGAAGAAUUGGCCAAGAACUUCGACAGCAAUAUUCGGUUCAUAUCCGGCAUUGGAGCCGAAUAUGCUCCGGGAAUGUUGACACAAGCGCCAACCACCACAUUUCGCCUCCAGCCUGGAAUGCUUCAGCUGCCAGCUAAGGUCACUCGCUAUAUUGAUGCUAACCCAGUCGAUAUCGAGUUGGAUGUUCCACUCUUGGGUCAAUUCAAGAUCUACAUCUUUGUGCCGAAUGUUUACCGCUCCCGGGAAUCGCUGGAGAAUAUAUGUGAACAGUUGCAAUAUAUUCUUGCUGGUGUCAGCGUGCGAGCAAAUCAGUCGUAUGAGAAACAUCCGAGGGGGCAUUCCCCGUCAGAUGAAUUUGUUCAGGCUCAGCGCUACACUUCUGUCUCCAAUGCUUUUACUUUCGCAAUGGUCACGCAAUCUUCCCAGUCUGAGUUUGAGAUCGCUGAUCUGCCAGAAAUACUGCAGGCUAGUCGGUGGACAUUAUAUGUCGACAAUAUUGGAGGGCCGAGUUGUACUGAGAAGUGGUUUGGGGAUUUGAACCAGGAGAAAAUUGGGAUCGCUGUUGUGAGGCCUGACGGAUAUGUUGGGGCUAUUGAUACUUGGGACACCGAACAAGUGGGUGUCAUAGGGCAGUGGUUGCAGGAUUAUUUCUCUUUCUUGGUAUAA
Messenger RNA from Penicillium roqueforti, 2514 nucleotides. RefSeq lists its product as uncharacterized. The transcript is spliced from 10 exons. Gene Ontology annotation, molecular function: oxidoreductase activity; FAD binding. The coding region runs from base 1 to 2514 and encodes 837 amino acids. The record is from RefSeq and is a predicted model, not a curated record. Lineage: Eukaryota; Fungi; Ascomycota; Eurotiomycetes; Eurotiales; Aspergillaceae.